CCAGAGUAUUUGUCCACUUUCAUUUUUACACACCAUCCAAUACACUUCUUUAAUCCAUUUUAUCUUGUAAUUUGUAUAUUAAAAAAUUAUAGAAAUUAUAUAUUAAUAAUCUAUAUGUUAAGACAAAUCAAACAAGAUCACACAUGACUAUAUUUAGAGGCUUACACAUUGAGAGAAUUUGAUGAGUCAAAGUAGCUGCUGACAACAUUAUUACAUUUUUCCUGUCAAAGAACAAAAAAGAACCCACCGUAACGGCUCUAUUACCAGGUGGCCCUGCCCGCUUCUCAGUCAAACAUUUGAAAUUCUCUCUCUCUCUAUACUCCGUAUUUCAAAAUCUCUGGUUUUCUUGAAUUCUGAACCGCCCUUUUCUUCUCAAUUAUCACUUCUUUCUUCCUUGCAAAUCUUCCAAUUUCUCAAUUCUUGAAAGAAAAAGAUGGGAAUUUGUAUGAGCAAGAAGAAGAGCAUAGCUUCAGCUCCCCCUCGUCCCGCCACACAGUCUGCAAUUCACUCCAGGCAAGAAACCAAAUCCCCAGAUCUCGAGACGAAGAAGCCAGAAGAAGGGGCGGUGAAGAAGGAGAUUUUCUUCAUCAAGCACCGGAGGAGCCACGAGAUCGAGAGGCGGUCUGUGGACGGAAAAGACGAUUCCAAGAAGGAGGCGAACAACAGCGAGGUUUCCGAGCCGGCGGUCAAGAAUCCAUCAAUUAGCAGUGGGUUGAAUGUGGUAUCGGCUCCGGUGAGGACUUCGAGCUGCACGAAGGAAGAGGUUGAUGCCAUAUUGAUUCAAUGCGGGAGGCUCAGUAGGAGCCCUUCCAGAGGAAAGACUGCAGCUUCCAUUUCUGGGUCCGUUGGAUCUUCAUCUGAAAACAACAUUGGGAGUCUACAGAUGACCAAGAAAUACUCUGUGUCGAAGAGAAGUUUCGAUUUUGACAAGGAAAAUGGAAGCAGGGAGGAGGAUGUGGAGGCCGGAGGAGGGGAAACGGAGAGACUCCACCGCCAGAGACACCGCCAGCCGAGGAGUAGCCUUAGCCCUUCGUCUUCCCGGAGCCGGAGGAGGACGCAGAGCAGGGAAAGGGAGCAGGGGGCACAGCAGCAGAGGUCCGGAAGCAGAGAGAGAAGUGGGAGUAAUGGGAGGAGGGUGAGUAGGUCUCCUGGCAAAAGGUCUGAAUCACCAAACACAGUUACUUCUGGGAAUGGUAACAGGCCAGGAAAGAUGGUUCAUGUGCCUGCAACUGUGGCAAUGGACAAGAGCAUUGAUGGUGAGAACAUCUUGGCUGUGAAGAGGAUUCAAGUGAAGAGGAAUGUGGGUGGCAGCGGCUGUGAUGGUUCUAGAAAUGCCUCCGCCCCGGUGGUUGUGGUGGCGGCGUCUCCGCGUGCUCGUUCCCCUGCGCAGAACCAGCAGCCUCCCUCCCUGAGCAGAAACAAUUCUAGGAAAGCAGAACAGUCUCCUUACAGAAGAAACCCUCUGGGUGAGAUUGAUACUAAUGUUGUCAUUGAACCGUCAGCAACUAAUAAGCCUGCCAAAACCCAUACUUCUCAGGUGCAGAAGAUCAACGGAGAUAAUAUCAGCGGCGUCAAGGUGGCGUUGCAAGGGGCUAGCAGUAACAAGUUUAUCUCUAACAACAAAGGUAAGGACGAGGAGGAGCAGCUGAUAAUGGAGGAGGAACACAAAGUGGUUGGUGGGAAUGGUGCUGCAGUUAAUGUGAUUGCCCCAGCAGGACCAGAAAACAUCAAGACAGUAACAAGAUGCAGAUCCUCUAGAUUAUCUCGCGAUUUAGACAUUAACCCCGAAUCUCUAUUAUCAAACUCAAACUCCAAUCAAAACUAUACUGCGUUGUUGCUUGAAGAUAUCCAAAACUUUCACCAAAAGAAUACCCCAAACACUACCUCGGCUUUUAGCCUCCCAGCUUGCGUCACCAAGGCCUGCUCAAUCCUUGACGCAGUGGCUGACCUUAACUCCAGCACUACUAAUGCUUUCUCGGAGGACAGAAGAAAGAACUUCGCAUCUGAGCAGUUUGUUAAGAAGAAGAGUUUAGGGGUGAAAGAUCCAUUUGUGGAGUCUGAGGUGGUUGUUGUGGGCGGUGAUGACUUGAUGGAGCCAAGCAUUCACAAGUAUGUGACCUUGAGGAGGGGAAAUGUUGAAGAAGAAGAAGAGGGUGGCGAUGGAGAAGAUCAAGAAUCCUCUGGAAGCAACAGCUUUGUUGGGGGUAGUCAGCCUCCUUAUUGGCUUUCUUCUUCUUCAUCCUCGUGGGAACCGAACUCAAGCGACUCAACUUCAAGGUCUUACAGCAGGGAUGAUAACCGGGUCCCACUAGGACUCGGCUUUCAAAGACGUGCUGUUUCCGAGCCAAGCCAUGAUAUUAUGGGUGAAGGUAAGAGGAGAUUGGCUGCAAAGAAGAAUCAGCAAAUUGGAGGUGGUACCCACAAUACAUCCAUGGCAGCUGCAGCUGUAACUACUGCAUCAAGUUGAGGAUAGCAAAAGGUUUCAGAUGUGCUGUUUGAUCUAUGAAUGCAUUUGUUGUGUUUGUGCGUUUGCAAAAGCUUGCUUGCAGCUCCGGUUGCUCCUAAAAAGAUUUCGUUUAGCUAGAACAAGUUAUGAUUCUGUAUAACUGGAAAUCAACGAACACAUCAGUUUCAGUAAUGUAUUUUUAAAUGUUGAAUGAAUCAAUCAGUAAUUA
Messenger RNA from Cuscuta campestris, 2675 nucleotides. The record is from the annotation of a GenBank genome assembly. Lineage: Eukaryota; Viridiplantae; Streptophyta; Magnoliopsida; Solanales; Convolvulaceae.